AUGCUCCUUGCGCCUGACAUAGUAGAAGUGCCUGCUGAUGGGACCAACACCCCUGCUGCACGACCGAUAGGGCCUCUGCCUCCUCCUCCUGCAUCAUCCCUAGAUCCCUCUAUCUUCGACACUCCCUUUAAAUUUGGUAGUUCCACGAUGUUGCCCUACACAACGCAUACACGAUGCCGGCUCGAAACUCUCAAUGCCAUGGGCUACAAGAUGAAAGGUCAUGUCGUUGGCCCGAUGCCAGCUGGGGAAUUUCUCCAGGAGUUCCUGCCAACUUCACAGAUACCCAAUUAUGAUGCUUUGAGCUUCACUUCAGCCUUCGCUCCUGGCGUAUUCAGCAGCACGCUCUCUGCUGUUAAUGAGCAGCAUGCUUAUGAACCAUUCAUCAACACCAUGAAAUAUUUCACUCCUCAAUUAUCGUUUAUCGACUCCCACAACCAUGCAGACACAGUUAAUUGUUCGUCAUUCACAUUCAGCGUCAAGCCAGACGUCUGCGUAUAUGCCGAUGCAACAUCACGUGGCACCAAUAUUUCCACAGCAGAAAUAAUCAUCGAAUUCAAAUGUGAUUAUUGCCAUGACACAUUCCACAAAGUUGGUGACAGCAUCAUAUCUCCCACCGAUAACAGCAUGGACACAUUGGGACAAAUCACGAGCUAUGCUGCAGCUCAGCUUGGCACCCAAUACCAUUCCCAUGCAUUCUCUGUCCUGAUUGUGAGUGAUUGCGCUCGCAUCGUCCGAUGGGAUAGGGAGGGUGCUAUCAUUACUAGCAUUAUCAAUUACAACACUGAGCCACAUUUAGCCAACUUCUUCCAUCACUAUGCACAAGCAUCACCUGAACUGUGUGGCAUCGAUACUUCUGUAUCUCCCACCAGUGCCGAGGAGGCUGCCCUUGCAAGGUCGCAGUUAAAGCUUCCAGAUGCCAAGCGCAUGUUUAAAGUUUCCAUCCCCAUUGUUAAUGGCUCUGGUAUGUUGACCCUGAUCAUCCCUCAACCCGUUGCAUAUGGUGUUCCGCCCGUCGGCCGUGGGACAUGCACGUGUCCUGCAUUUGAUCUUCUCAAUGACAAGGUCGUAAUGUUCAAGGACUCUUGGCAGGUAUUGUUAACAGACGUCCUCCUCCUGGAGGGCGAGACUUACAAAUUAUUAAAGUCACACGGAGUUUGCAAUAUUGCAACAUGUGUUGCAUGCCAUGACGUACCCCGCUCUAUCCCUCAGCAAAUCACCCAGACUGUCAGGCUUUCAAGCUCUGCAUGGGCACGUCCCAACUGUGACAUGGCUAUCACUCUGCACACUCUUCAUCGCCUGGCUCUCAAUAUUGUGGGAGUGAUGUUGAUUAAGUUUGAGAGCUCUCAUCAACUUGUCCAGUCCAUCCGUGACGCACUGAUUGCUCAUAAAGACACAUAUGAACUUGCAAAGGUGUUACAUCGAGACCUCAGUGUUGGAAACAUUGUCGUACACGAUGGCAUUGGCCUUCUCAUCGAUUGGGACCUAGCAAAGCUAGUUACCAUUCAGGGUCCUCGACAAAAGAACCACACGCAAUUUAUGUCUGCCUACCUCAUCUCACAUAUACAUGCCGUUCAUAGUGUCGCGGACGACCUUGAAUCCAGUCUUUACGUCCUUCUCUGGACAGCUUUAAAGUACACAGAAACUUCCAUGGAUAUUGUCGACCGGACACUACUCUUGACGCAGGUCUUCAACGGAGGAUCCUCAAAAGAGGGUUGGCUCCUGACGAGAACCAACCUUCCACAUGAUACGUUUGUCGGUCACAAAUUUCUCGACGAUCUGGUCGCUGAACUCUGCGUGUUCUUCUCGCAUCGGUACACUAAGAUCCCAGAUGAUGAGAGGGCUGCACUUGCAAACCUCCAGCUAGUGUUGCAGGAACAGUCAGCGGUGAAAGGGCAACUGUACAUGGCUGUACAGAAGUUCAUGGAGGAGUCUCUUGCCUACAAGCAUGAGAUGGGGAUGAAGGUCCUACACUCACACGAUGCCGUUAUAGACCUUUACGACAAGUACCUUCAAGUACCUGGCUGGCCUGAAGACCCUGCUGUGGAACAAAAAGUACUUAUGUGCAAGCCAGCAGGUCGCAUGGUCACGAAGUCAAUACUGUCUUCGUGGGCAGAAGUCACCCCAACUGGCAAGAAACGUAGGCUAAAUGAUAUUGUGGCAGAAGAUGACAGUGGAGCACCCAGCCUGCAUGGUGUUUUGUCAGAAGUCGGUGAUGGGACGCUAUUGGUGACUGGCCUGAAUGAGCUCAAGUCCCUAAAGUCUCAUUUUAUUCCUUGA
Molecule: messenger RNA, 2277 nt
Organism: Suillus paluster
Lineage: Eukaryota; Fungi; Basidiomycota; Agaricomycetes; Boletales; Suillaceae
Exons: 4
Coding region: 1-2277 (758 amino acids)
Source: RefSeq, a predicted model, not a curated record